AUGGAAGGAAGAGGGCGCACAUAGAGCGGAGCAAAUCUCGUACGCUUUAAAACGGGACCAACCGCCGCCGUUGGGUCGCAUUCGCUGAUACUGUUCGACCGGAGGCUGCCGGAGUGCCAGUGUUGUAUCCCUGUGAACAGUCAAGACACCAGUCGCCUGCCAGUUGUGUGCCAACGGUCAGUGGAACAACGACCAUUGUCGCGUGUGCAGACCACCGUCAGCAAUCAACUUCGAUCAAACUCGAACGCUCCAAAAUUUGCUUCAAAUUUGCGUGUAUCUGGGUGAAACUUGUGUGUUGUUUACAGUUUUCUGGCCCGGAAACGGUAGUUGAAGAGUGUUUGUGAGUGAGUAAGUGAGCGUAUGCAUGCACAAAAUGCACGGCGAUCAUCGUGCAGAAUGAUCGAGUAGUGGGAUGGUUUACGAAAGACAGCAGUACAAAAACGAACCACUUUGUGGUUAAACAGGACCAGGUGGCUAACUGACGACGCUCUCAUUGUGAUUUUGUAAUUGAACUGAAACAAAGUGCAUACAUUUUAUUCAACAAUCAGUCAAACGACCGCAACCACCGAACGGAAGCGAGCGCGGAAGGGGCCGAAGCAGCGAAAGGAUGGCGAUGCGCGGAGUUAUGAUGUUGUUUUUUCAGGUGCUGAUCCUCUGCUUCCAGGCGAAGGCCUGGCACGCAGUACGGCGAUCGUUUGAGCUCGAGCAGACGGCACCGCAAGAAAAGAUACAUCUCAUCACGGACUGUAUGCACGUCACGUCGGAGGAGGGCGAAUUUUCGUUCGUCAAACUACCGCCGGUCCGAUCGACGUCAAAGCAUGGCGCCCACUGGAUGUCACCGGGCGAGCUGUCACCGGAACUGUCUACGGACGGGGUUGCUAACGGUAGCCUGGACCCGGACACGCUGCCGGACGCUGCGAGCGUUUGCGGUGUGUACUUUGUCGCCAAUCCGGACCAAACCAUCGAAGUUACGAUGAAGCAGGUUAACGUGGAGUGCCGUACCGGUGGACUGAUGGCGUUCGUGGAUGGCUGGGAGCUCAAUGGGCAGUACUUCCCAGGUGAGCGCGAUCACGAGAAACCACUCGAGCUGCGAGUCCAGGAAUUCUGCGCAGAACAAACCGGAGGACCGUGGCCCGUCAAGACCGGCUCGGCCGCCUCCAAUGCAUGGGUGUUCCGAUCGAGCCAGAACGCGGCACUGGUGCAGUAUCGUAUCCCGGAGCGUGGCUCGUUCGUCCUGUCUGCCCGAUUCCAUCACAAUCCAAAACCUUGCAACAUCAUGGCGGAAGGUUUGGCACCGUACUACAUGUUGCGUAACUAUGGACAGCGUAGAAACUGUACACUGACUGCACUGUUUCCGGCCGUCGUAUCCGUCAUCGCUCUGGAAGUAGGCGAAAUCAAUGAGAGCGUCCGUUACUGUGAACGUGUACGGGUAGACGAUAAGCUCGAAAUUGGCGGUUCCGUUGGACUAGACCCGUCCUAUCAGCUCACACGUGCUAGCACAAUCUGUGGACGUAGCCGUGGCCGGAUGGACCUAGACCAGACGAUCCUGUGCGGCACCACCUCGGUCCGGUUGAUCUCGAGCGGACGGUUCACGAACCAGGCAAUGGUUACGAUGCGCAUGGCUGACGAAUCAGACCUCCGGCUGGCGACGGUAAUCUGCGAAAUGUAAAACCAGAAACCAGCACAACGAACAGCAACAACACAUCACAGACACACAAAAAAAGCACACACACACACAAACUAACAAAUUCUUUCAAUCUGCGUCGGAGCUGACUGGCACACGGGAAUGGAAAUCGUUGGAAAUCACCGAUAGGAAAAAAAAAAGAAACGAAAACGAUCAGCACACCAUGGAGCACAACUAUUUUAAAAAUCCCCUGUGAAAUGCAUAUAAAUACAGAAAUGUUGAAACCUUCCGAUACAAAAAAGAAACAAAAAAAAGGAAAAAGCAACUAGAAAGAAACAACAUGACGCCUAAGUGUUAUGGACCAAAAGUCCAGGAGGAACCUUAGUUGCGCGUAACAGUUACAUAAUUUGUCGUAAAACAAAUGUUACUCAAUCACACACACACACAACGCUCAUACGCACACCCACAUUUUACUCCCUGUCAUUUUACAGUGAACAUUUUACUCCCUGUCGCAUCUGAAAUGAUUGAAGAAACGGCAAUGUAAAACUACGAUGAAGCUAAAAACUAAAAGGUACAAUUUUCUCAAUGGCUCCUUGACGGGGGAUUGGAUGGGAGUGAAACAGGGAACGCGUGACGAGGGAGGGGGAUAAGGAGAAGGAUGAUUGUGUAAACUUAUUUUCCGCUGUUAAUGUUUUCGGUUCGUGUAAUAAUCCUAGUCCAAAAUUUCGGGCGCGCACCAGGCAACAGACACACACACACGUGCGCGCCGCCAUUUUAUCGCAUAAAAGACGGAAUAAAAUUCCAAAAUCAUUCAGUGUACUUUAUUGAUCCAGUGCA
This is a messenger RNA of Anopheles stephensi (Asian malaria mosquito), 2461 nucleotides long. RefSeq names its product corticotropin-releasing factor-binding protein. Gene Ontology annotation, biological process: hormone-mediated signaling pathway; negative regulation of corticotropin-releasing hormone receptor activity; negative regulation of corticotropin secretion. The record is from RefSeq and is a predicted model, not a curated record. Gene Ontology annotation, molecular function: corticotropin-releasing hormone binding. The transcript is spliced from 6 exons. Bases 608 to 1669 code for a protein of 353 amino acids. Lineage: Eukaryota; Metazoa; Arthropoda; Insecta; Diptera; Culicidae.